UCUCAUUUGCGGGACGAGCGUCUUUUCAGUCAAGUUUAAUAACAUAAAGACUUAAAUAUGUUAACACCAAUUCUAAUUGUUGUGUGUAUAAUUUCGGUAACUUCUGGACAUCCCCAUGAAAGAAGACAAAUCGAUGAACCGAUAUGUUCAAAAUUUGACUAUGAAGAAAAACUUUUGGAAAAAAUGAUAAGAAUGGAAAUGAAAAUGGAAAAAAUAAUAGAGGAAGUUAAAGAUAAAGAAAAGGAUUAUAUGUCCGUCGCGACCAAUUUGUCCCAAAGAGUUGGAAAUAUAGAAAAUGACGCAAUUCAGUACCAACGUGGAAUCAACCGCAAAAUGGUCGAGUUUGCUGAUAACUUUAGCCAGAGCAAGCUGUCAGAUUUAGCAGAUUUUGCCGACUUGAAAAUCCAGCACGAUGAACAGAUAAAGAGUAUCGCAGUUCUCAAGGAAGCGAAUGCUAACCAAGAAACAGAACUUAAAAAGCUUAGACAAGAAAUCAACGGUGAAUCUUCAGAAAUAAAACUUAUCAACAUAAAAAACAGAAAACAAGAAAUAGAUAUUAUAGGACUUAAACAAAAAAUCAGCACUACAUCUUCAGAAAUCAACACAGUAAACAGAAAACAAGAUACAGACCGUAACAAACUUAGACAAGAAAUAGCGGCAAUUAAAGACAAGUCCCUUCUACCAAUUGUUGGAUUCAACGCCCGUCUUUCUUCUACAAAAACGGUAAGCCAAGGAGACAAGGUCGUUUUCGAGAUCGUCAUGAUAAACAAAGGAGAAGGUUACGACAAUUCUACCGGGAUAUUUACUGCACCGUACACUGGACUUUAUUUCUUCUCAGUCCAUGUUUGUAGUGGGACAGGGAGCUAUGUGUCAUACGCAAUAUAUCAAGAUGGUUCACAGUUAACAAGGAGUUCACAGUAUGAUAAUUAUGUUUAUAGCUGUAGUUCUGUUAGCACAAUCGCCAUAGUAAACAAAGAUGAACAAGUGUGGGUACAGAUAGAAGAAACCUCACUGUUUUUUACUGAUGUUAUCAGAUCGAAUACAUUUUCUGGAUAUCUUUUAAACAAAUAACUACAUGUAUAUAUUAGCAAAACAAGGUAUAAAAUAUACCCAGGAAAGUUCCCAUAACCGGAUAUUUAUAUUAAUUAUAUGACAAAAACGGAUUCGCUUGCAAUUUAUCACUUAAUAUAAAGAUAAUUAAAAUACUAAACAAGUCUUGCCUAGAAAAGGCUCGUCAUUCGUUAUAUAGUUAUAUGUAUAUAUUUGAGGGAAAUACAUUUAAUGUGUUUUCUUAAGAAACCCGUGGAUCUAAACAUGACUCACACAGAAUCUUGUGUCAACGAAUCAUUUUAAGGCGGUUUAGUAAUUUUUUAUUAAGCUGCACAAAAAACCGUUGGAAACCAGCAUAUUGUUCGUGGAACUGGAGAUUGUAUUUUUUUGUUUGUUCGCUUUGUUUUGUUUGUGCUUUGUAGGCGAGUGUCGUGUGAAAAUAGCACUCUGUUUUUCUUUAUACUUUUUCUUUUUUCUUUUAAGUUUGUAUAAAUUUCUAAUGCAUAAUAGGACAUACGAGUAUAUCGAUUUAUUCAACAGAAGCAAGGAAAGAAAAUAACGCCAAGCAUUCAACGGUUGAGCGUACGAAAAUAACUCAAGUUUAAAGCUAUCAUUUUGGUGUAUAUGUUUACAACCUCGGUGAGUCAGUAAAUAUGGCAUCCAGAACGCCACGAUUAUAUUUAAUGAAAUACCCUGUCAAUAACCUCACUGCGGUAUACCGUACCCCGGAUAUUGCUCGAUAUUAUGAGGACUUUCAUCCCAUUUCGCGACUUUAAACGGGGAACGAAGGCAAGUUCAGCGACGAUAUUUUCAAAACAAACGGCUAUUUCAUUUAUCUCCACGGGUUUUAUAUAUCUAGACGUAUUUUUGUAGCUCUAAAAGACAUCAAAGUAUUGCAGGUAUUUGUAAAAUUGAUUAAACUACCCUUAAACGAUCGGCUGCUCACUAGAAAAUACUGACCGCGAUAUUGUAGAAUCAUUAGAAAUUAUUACCUUACCAAGAUAAAAAAAUUGAAUCGAGCAUUUUUUAAAAUCAUAAUCCAAGUAUGCUUGGUUCAAAUUCCAGGCAAAAGUGUGAAAGUACAAAACGAUACAGGUCAAAAAAGAAAGAUUCAAGAAAGUGUACCGAGUAUUGCUUUUAAGUGUACAGAGUAUUGCAAAAUAGCCCAACUUUAGUGUACUGUGUAUUGCAAAAAGAAUGAGCAAAUUAGAAUGGAAAAUCGAUGUUAUAUAUUGUCUAUUUUCUACGUCUGAUUAUCAAUUUCAUUUUAUUUUGCUGGUAAUGCACUGUUUAUGAUAUUUAUUCAAAUAUUUUAGAUUCAACAAUGCAUUUUCAGUGUUAUUGCUGUUCUUUUUCUAAGGACGAAUACAGAGAUUUAAUUUCCCAUUUGAUUGAAAAUCAAACAGUAUGUAUGAAAUAAUUUUGAAGCGUGUUAAUGCAGAUGGCAUUAAAGCAUGUGUUUAUAGUCGACAGCAGGGUCGGGAGAUGGGACGAACCAUCAAAAUUGACGAUAAAAAUCUUUAAAUACAUGUCUCAAGAAAAUGUGAUCAGAGAAAGACAUCUCCAAAAAGAAGAUACAAAAAAUAUUUAGAUGACAUUAAUUAUACGUUUUUACAGGGCAAGUGUGUCAUAAGAAACAAAAUUAAACACUUAAUAAAAUUGUAGCUCGAGGGCUAAUGCCGUCCAAGUAUGCCGGUAUCGUCAUCAGGAACAUAACCUUUUAUUGCAUUUGCUGCAUAAUCUUAUCAGAAUGCAUUAUUCGGUUUGAGAUGUAUACGCUCAACAAUCAUAACUAAUUGCUAAUGACUAACAAAUUUCACGUACAGACUGUCUGCCGUUGCUAGAAUGCAGAAAGUUACCUUAAUAUGGAUUUUUGGGAUAAAUGAAAUGGGUUGAUAUCAGAUAUUGACACUCUUGGCAAAACCGUCUAAUAUUGACAUUCUUGAGGCAGCAUUAAUGCACUUUCAGUGCAAUUUUGUUACUAUUUAUAGUAAUAUAUGUAAUAAUUACUGAUACAUUAUGAACAGGUUAAUCCUUCGAUAGCAACGAAAACUUUAUGAACACAGAAUUUUGCUGACUGUUUGAUUGAGUUCUUUCAUGAGCAGGAGUGAAAGUCGCGAAAUGGGAUGAAAGUCCUCAUAAUAUCGAGCAAUAUCCGGGGUACGGUAUGCCGCAGUGAACCUAAUACGUUUCAAAACUAGAAAUUCAAAAAAACUUCAUCAGUCACAGUAGAUUGUGUACAGUAAGGGAUAUAGGUUUAUUUCUCGUUGAUUAAACUUUCGCUGCUUUAUAUAUAAUUAAUAUACAUAUAACAUAAAGAAAGUUUUCUACUUUCGCGUCAUUUUAUAUUUUGCAGAUGAAACGUGUGAUAACUAAAGAUAUACUUUGCUCUUAUUUUAUAUCAGAAAAUAUUGACAAUUGCUACACAGUCUCCUUGUAAAUAGAAUAUGUACUUGUUUUGAUUUCCAACAAAGUAGAUAUCUUAUUUGUAAAACUCUGCACACUUUGAAUGGUCUUCAUAAUUAUAUGAAUAUAUAAUAGUGUCAUUUUUUAAGAAAAGACCUGUAAUAGGGAACAGCUCUCCAUACAUAGUUUAUUCUUUCUUUUAUUCAAAUAAGACACAUUUAUUCCAAAUAAGAUAUAUUUAGUAAGAAUUUCAUAGAUUUCAAUUAAUUUCUGUGAUUAAAAUAUUUUACUUAAGGAUGAGCAUAGUAUAUCUUUAACAAGUGUUAUCAUUUUAAAAAAAUAUUGAUUUCAUGAUAUUAUAUAAACAUAU
Molecule: messenger RNA, 3826 nt
Organism: Ruditapes philippinarum (Manila clam)
Lineage: Eukaryota; Metazoa; Mollusca; Bivalvia; Venerida; Veneridae
Product: heavy metal-binding protein HIP-like
Exons: 3
Coding region: 58-1071 (337 amino acids)
Molecular function (GO): protein binding
Source: RefSeq, a predicted model, not a curated record